UUGCGAUUAGUAGUGACGCGAAGAGGAUUUGUCGGUGACAGUACUAGUGAUACACUAAAAUUCAAGACGAUAGGAACGUCGAUAACAAGACAAUAAAAACGAGAACAAUUUAUCAUUUAUUUGAAUACUCUCAUCAUGAAAAAUUCUUAGUUUUUUGAUUUAAUGGUGAUAUACUGGAAGCUAGACUCGCAUGAUUAAAAAGAAAUUCUCUUCGUCGGCAGAUAUAAUUUUGUUUUGGAGUAAUAAUUAAUUACGGAACAUUAAUUAUCUCAACAUUAUUCGAAUUUUCGAGCUGAGGAAGAAAGAGCGUAAUAAAAGAAGAUGACGAUAAAAAAAAUUUGCGGGAUGGGCGCCGGAUACGUCGGUGGUCCAACAUGCAGCGUGAUCGCCCUGAAAUGUCCCGAAAUACGAGUAACCGUCGUUGAUAAGAGUAAAGAACGAAUAGCACAAUGGAACUCUGAUAAGUUACCAAUUUAUGAGCCAGGAUUAGAUGACGUGGUGCGUAAAUGUCGCGGCGAAAAUUUAUUCUUUUCUACCGAUAUCGAAACCGCCAUUAUGGAAGCUGAUUUAAUAUUUAUCUCGGUAAAUACACCGACAAAAAUGUUCGGCAAUGGAAAGGGAAGAGCGGCAGAUUUGAAAUACGUCGAGAGUGCUGCUAGAAUGAUCGCAGAAAUUGCAACUAGUGAUAAAAUUGUUGUCGAAAAGAGCACAGUACCUGUAAGAGCUGCCGAGAGUAUCAUGAACAUCCUUCGUGCUAAUCACAAACCAGGUGUUUCGUAUCAGAUUUUGUCGAAUCCAGAAUUUUUAGCAGAAGGAACUGCUAUCGAAGAUUUGGUAAAUGCUGAUCGUGUAUUGAUCGGUGGUGAAGAUUCACCAGAAGGACAAGCAGCUAUCGAGGAAUUGUGUAAAGUCUAUGAGCAUUGGAUACCAAGAGAGAAUAUUUUAACUACCAAUACUUGGAGCUCGGAAUUAUCAAAGCUGGCAGCCAAUGCUUUUCUGGCACAGCGCAUAUCGAGCAUAAAUUCUCUGUCGGCGGUGUGCGAGGCCACGGGUGCUGAUGUGUCGGAGGUGGCACGAGCCGUUGGUCUUGAUUCUAGGAUAGGCUCCAAAUUUCUUCAUGCGUCGGUCGGCUUUGGUGGAUCGUGUUUUCAAAAGGACAUUCUAAAUUUGGUGUACAUUUGUGAAUGUCUUAAUUUGCCAGAAGUUGCUGCUUAUUGGCAACAAGUCAUAGACAUGAACGAGUACCAAAAGUCACGAUUCUCUGCAAAAGUAAUCGAAUCGUUAUUUAAUACUGUCACGGAUAAACGGAUCGCCAUGUUAGGUUUUGCUUUCAAAAAAAAUACCGGUGAUACUCGUGAGUCACCGGCCAUUCACGUUGCCAAGACUCUACUCGACGAAGGUGCCGUCUUACACAUCUACGAUCCCAAGGUAGAAGAAAUACAGAUUAUAGAGGAUUUGACUCAUCCGAGUGUAACGACUAAUCCGAAACGAGUUAAAGAUCGUAUCAGUAUUUACAAGGACGCUUAUACCGCUACCAAAGAUACUCAUGCAAUCGUUUUGUGCACGGAAUGGGACGAGUUUAUGGAACUCGAUUACAAAAGAAUUUAUACCGACAUGAUGAAGCCAGCUUAUAUCUUUGAUGGAAGGAAGAUCCUCGAUCACGACGCAUUGCAGAGAAUAGGAUUUAUUGUGCAAACCAUCGGAAAGAAACUCACGAGAACCGCGAUUUCGAGAGUGUGGGGAAGUCAAACACAAAUGUAAAAAAAGAAAAUAAUUCGUACAUGUGCUAGCUUGAAGCAAUAUGUUCGACUUGAAAUAAGAUCAAAUUAAAAAUGAAACGAAAAGAAGUCCAAAAGAACCAUAGCGAUUGAAUGAUUACGUAUUGGCUGUGGCGCCUACACGAAGGCAGACAAAGUGAUAAAACUUUUUAUCAGGCUCCAUCGUAUCAGAGUUACUUUGGAAAUCGGCAUAUCAUGUUUCAUAAACUUACUGCAGUAAGUUUAGUCUUCGCCAGAAAAAUUCGUAAUUAGUACGAAUGUAUCGCUGCAAAAGUAUUAGUAAAAAUACUUAAACAAUUUCACGGCACUGAACUUUAUAUUUUCUCAAGCCGUGAGAACAAAGUAUUUUACGAAUCGUUCCGUUGUACUAAAACGUUAUCUUAGUAAGAAUAUCAUCUUCGAACGACAAUGUACAUUUAAAAAAAAAAAAAAAAGAAGUUUAGGAUUAACGUGUCUGAUUUAAAGACAUUCCGAGAAGGACGAAAUUCUUGAAAGACGCGACCAUCGAGCGACGUUGAUGUUAAACGCACUAUUAUUGCAUUUGUUUUCAUAAAGUAAGUCAAUCGUUAUUGAAAGAGUGCAGAAUUAUUUACAAGAUCGAUAUGAAAUGAAUCUCGCGAACGUUUAUUUUUUUAAAAUAUACUGCACUCGAUGCAUUUAUUAAUUCUGGUAUACGUCAUUACGAUUUGAGAUGAAGUAUUCAAGAGAGCUGAAUAGGAUACAACAUUGGAUAAUGGAGCGAAAGUACAAUCAUCGUCUCUACUUACGUUCCUAUAUCGCAAAUGGAUCGAAAAUGUUUCGUUCGCUGCGGCUUACAAAUGAUAAUCUAUUCGAAGACCACGGUUAUCACUACUUAGUAUUUUAAUAAAGUUAUUCAAUGAUUCCAUUUGUCUUUGCGUCCUCCGUAACUGUGGGAUCAGAAUUAUUCAUUUGAUUUUACAUCUCUAUUUCCUCUCUUCAAUUUAAACGACACUUUGUAUACACUUUUUACAACGGUGUAAAGCAUCGAUAGCAAUAAAUAUACGAUUAUUGUUACGUA
Vespula pensylvanica (western yellowjacket) is the source of this 2817-nucleotide messenger RNA. RefSeq names its product UDP-glucose 6-dehydrogenase (gene sgl). The transcript has 6 exons. Gene Ontology annotation, biological process: glycosaminoglycan biosynthetic process. Gene Ontology annotation, cellular component: cytosol; nucleus. NCBI's taxonomy places the organism in Eukaryota, Metazoa, Arthropoda, Insecta, Hymenoptera, Vespidae. Gene Ontology annotation, molecular function: NAD binding; UDP-glucose 6-dehydrogenase activity. The coding region runs from base 322 to 1761 and encodes 479 amino acids. The record is from RefSeq and is a predicted model, not a curated record.